AUGGAGCCCGCGGCGAUGGACCGCAUCGCCGCCCGCCUCUCCGCCGUCGACGGCCUCUACUUCCCCACGGCCUUCCUCCGCACCUCGCCGCCGCCGGAGACGCGCAAGUCCGCCCUGCUCGACCUCCUCUCCCGCGACGCGCCGCUCUUCCUCGAGCGGUACGGCGCCGCGCUGCGCCCCGACGAGCUGCCCCCCUUCGACGCGCUCCGGGACGACUACGAGGUGGGCUGGCACCUCCGCCGCCUGCGCGCCGCGGCCGCCGGGGAGACCCCCGGCCCCGCGCGCGUGCGCAACCGGCGCCGCGCCUACCUCCACCGCCUGGUGACCCAGGGGGACUACUUCUCCGAGGAGGCGAUGCGGGAGCGGGAGCCGUACCUGCACCACGAGUACCUCGGCCGGUUCCAGGACCCCUUCGGGCGGGCCAUGGUGCGGCCCGGGGAGAAGUUCUCCGAGACGCUGAUGCGGCGGGCCGAGGAGGCCGUCAUCGUGGAGAAGAUCCGCGGGGAGCAGAUCAGGAGAGGGGUUGACCCCAGCGAGUGGGUCGGCGGUCCCGUUGAGCGGCCGAUGAUGGGGCAAGAGGAAGAGGAGGAGGAGGAGGAAGAGGAAGAAGAGGAGGAAGAAGAAGAGGAUGAAGAGAAUAUCGGCAUGGAGGAGAACACCGAGGCUGAGGUGGUUGCACACGACGAGGCUAGUGGGUGCCCCAACGAGCCUGCAGGCCCCCCUGCAGGGACUUUCAAGCCAAUAUUAUCCCCCGAGGAGAUGGAAGAUCAGCUGGAGCAGUUCACCUCGGUGAUGCAGGAGAAGUUCCUGUCGGGCCAAGACUCGGAGCACAUGGACUACCCCCAGAUCGACAACGACGAGAUGCUGGACGACCACUGGUCCAGAGAGGCCAACUACGACGCGGAGGACAAGUACUUCAACGAAGAUUAGGACGGUCCAAAAACUCGGUAGUCUGCUGCUAUUUAAGUUGCAUACCCGGUAAGCGGCGUCGGCCAUGUUUAAUAGACCCUGUAGUGCUGUUUGUUCGCAGCAUGUAAAUAUAUGACGCAACCGUGUAUGUGUUGGACACAGACACAGAGUUUACACAACCCAUGAGGUGUGAUGAGCUCUAUCUGAGGUAUACUAGUAUCAGGCAGUAGGCUAAUCCGUCUGGUUCUAUGUUGCUGCCGUUUAUAGAGCUGGUGUUUUUUGACCUUUC
Triticum dicoccoides is the source of this 1198-nucleotide messenger RNA. Its product is annotated as coiled-coil domain-containing protein 97-like. The coding region runs from base 1 to 930 and encodes 309 amino acids. The transcript has 2 exons. Lineage: Eukaryota; Viridiplantae; Streptophyta; Magnoliopsida; Poales; Poaceae. The record is from RefSeq and is a predicted model, not a curated record.